AUGGCACCGCGCUCCAGUCAGCACAAGAAGAGCGAAAAGUUUGGCCAUCUGCCUCUGUCUACUUCGGGGCCGCAGAAGACUACUCUUACAGGAAAUGCCCUCCUACAAACGCCAUACUUCAACAAGGGAACCGCCUUCACUGCUGAAGAACGGGCAAUCUUCAAGUUACAUGGUCUCAUGCCUGACAAUGUCCAGACACUUGAUGAACAAGUGCGCCGCGCGUACGAACAGUACAAAUCCCGACCUAGCGACAUCGCGAAGAACACGUUCAUGACAAGUCUGAAAGAGCAGAACGAGGUUCUGUACUACAGACUCAUCCUUGAUCAUUUGAAAGAGAUGUUCUCGGUUAUCUAUACACCGACUGAGGGCGAGGCCAUCGCAAAUUACUCGAGGCUCUUCCGGAAGCCCGAAGGUUGCUUCCUCAACAUCGGCGACGCCGACCGCGUAGAGGAUGAUAUCAGACAAUGGGGCAAUCCUGAGGACAUUGACAUUAUCGUUGUUAGCGACGGUCAGCAGAUCCUGGGUAUUGGGGAUCAAGGCGUCGGGGCUAUCCUCAUCAGCGUAGCCAAGCUGGUGAUAUAUACACUCUGCGCAGGGAUCCACCCGUCGCGGACUCUGCCUGUGGUAUUGGACUGUGGUACAGACAACAAAGAGCUACUCGAUGAUGACCUCUAUCUUGGCCUGCGACAGCCCCGUGCUAGUGGCGAAGAGUACGACAAGUUCGUGGAGAAGUUUGUCACUGCUGCUAAGAAACGAUUCCCGAGAGCCUACAUUCACUUCGAGGACUUUGGUCUGAACAACGCGCGCAGGAUUCUUGAUAAGUACACACCCGAGAUCGCCUGCUUCAAUGAUGAUGUGCAGGGAACAGGUUGUGUGACUUUGGCUGCUGUCAUGGCGGCCUUUAAGGUCAGUGAGACAAAGUGGGAUGAUGCGCGCUUUGUCAUGUUUGGAUCCGGCACUGCAGGUACAGGAAUCGCGGAUCAGAUCACAGACGCUAUAUCGCAGCGAACCGGCAAGUCGAAAGAGGAGGCUGGAAAGCAGAUCUGGUGUGUUGAUAAGCCAGGUCUUCUGCUGGAAGGCAAAAAAGACCAGCUCACUCCAGCUCAGGUCGGAUAUGCCCGUAAAGAUAGCGAGUGGGAAGGUAAAGAUCACGGCGAUUUGCUCUCUGUGGUGAAGGAAGUGAAACCACACGUUCUCAUCGGCACAUCGACCAAGCCUGGUGCUUUCACAGAGGAAGUCGUGCGAGAGAUGGCGAAACACGUCGAUCGUCCAGCCAUCUUCCCCCUGUCGAAUCCCACAAGGUUGCAUGAGGCAAAGCCCCAAGAUCUGUAUGAAUGGACUGACGGUAAGGUACUGGUCGCUACUGGCUCGCCUUUCGAUCCUGUAAAGCACGACGGCAAGGAAUAUGAAAUUUCUGAAUGCAACAACUCUGUAACUUUCCCUGGUAUUGGCCUUGGCGCGGUCCUCAGUCGAACACGCCUCAUGACACCCGCGCUCCUCGUGGCUGCAGUCGAAGCGCUAGCCGCCGCAGCGCCAGUUGUUACCGGCUCCGGUUCAGGCCUGUUACCAGACGUAGAAGAUGUACGUGAGAUCAGUGUUCAGAUCGCCAAAAACGUCAUCAAGAAAGCUGUCGAGGACGAGCUAGCUCAGGAAAAAGACAUCCCGACCAACGACGACGAACUGGAAGAGUGGAUCCGCGAGCAGAUGUGGAAAGCAGAGUACCGGCCGCUGGAACUAGUCGACCACAAAGAGGCGGAUGCUCAUGCCAAGGGAGAGAUGGGGACGGGUAGCCAACAGAGAGAGGCACGCUUCUAG
Messenger RNA from Ascochyta rabiei, 1815 nucleotides. Its product is annotated as Malate dehydrogenase (oxaloacetate-decarboxylating). The record is from RefSeq and is a predicted model, not a curated record. Gene Ontology annotation, molecular function: malate dehydrogenase (decarboxylating) (NAD+) activity; NAD binding. The transcript is spliced from 5 exons. Lineage: Eukaryota; Fungi; Ascomycota; Dothideomycetes; Pleosporales; Didymellaceae. Bases 1 to 1815 code for a protein of 604 amino acids. Gene Ontology annotation, cellular component: mitochondrion. Gene Ontology annotation, biological process: pyruvate metabolic process; malate metabolic process.